Molecule: messenger RNA, 1074 nt
Organism: Klebsormidium nitens
Lineage: Eukaryota; Viridiplantae; Streptophyta; Klebsormidiophyceae; Klebsormidiales; Klebsormidiaceae
Source: the annotation of a GenBank genome assembly
AUGGCGCGCAGGGAUACGACCGUGCGCUACGGAUUCCUCCUCCCAGUCUCCGGGGACGAGUAUAGCUUCCGAGAGGCCCCUUGGAACGAGAACGUGACCGGCGGCAAUUGCUAUAGUUACGCCAUCGGGCAUUACAAGGCCAGCGCUCGGACCAAGGCGAUGCCCGGCGACAUCGCCAUGCUCUUCGACGACAUGCACGAACCGUACGGGCUGCUCCAGCCGCUGGACCUCUCUUCGUGCACGGACCUCUCGAAGCGCAUCGUGGCGGACGGCAUCGCCAUGCGACGGAUCCUCAACGGCAACGAAAACGGCGGUCUCUUCAAUCAGAACGACACGGUGGUGAAGCCCGGCAGAGAGGAGAACCCGGCCCCGGCGGGCCACUACAAGAUCAUGACGGUCGUGGACCCCAACGACUUCCACCUCUUCCGUCAGGACAUCAUGGAUGUCUACAAUAUAUACACAUACGCCUUCACCAGCAGUCAGUACAUCUCGGACGCCUACGACUCGAACCGCCACGCGAACGAGGCCGACCACACGGCCUUCCGGCGGCUGUGCCCCGACUUCGGCCCCGCGUACUCCAACGCGGAAGCGGACCUCAACCGCGCCAUCACCAACGUGCUCAUACACGUGAAGCGCAUCCCGGAAUACAUCAUCCGGAAGGGCAACUUCAUACUAGACCCCUACUGGCUCUUGGAUUGCAGCGCCGGCCAGCUCGCCCACUCCGACUCGAAACUCCUGCGCCUCCAGACCUACUUCGCCUCCCGCGGGAAGCGCCUCCACGCCGCCACGGUGGCGGAUGCCAUCCGGGACGCCAAGAUCCUGGAGUCUGAGCCUAGGAAGACCCCCAAGAAGCACGAACUCAUCGGGCUGUGGAGCCAGAAGCUCGGCUUCGCCACGCCGGCCAUCAACACGGACGCCGACCGGAAGCUGAUCUUCAAUCCCCGCUACGCGGCCAGAGAGUUCGGGAGCUCUGGCCUGGCCUACAGGACCAUCUGCAGCACGUUCUACGUCGAGCGGAACCACGGCACGUCCUCGUUGCCGGAGGUGAGGGUCGGCGUCCGCUCGUGGACCUAG